Messenger RNA from Dalotia coriaria, 6469 nucleotides. RefSeq names its product semaphorin 1a (gene Sema1a). The transcript is spliced from 13 exons. Gene Ontology annotation, biological process: semaphorin-plexin signaling pathway; neural crest cell migration; axon guidance. The coding region runs from base 909 to 3248 and encodes 779 amino acids. NCBI's taxonomy places the organism in Eukaryota, Metazoa, Arthropoda, Insecta, Coleoptera, Staphylinidae. Gene Ontology annotation, molecular function: chemorepellent activity; semaphorin receptor binding. The record is from RefSeq and is a predicted model, not a curated record.
GUUCAGUCGUUAGUUGGUCACGUCGGCGAGUGUACAGGCGCGCCGCGGUCAUCGAUAAACACACCACACACCGCCGCGACUCCGCGAGUCAGCUCACGGAGGCAAACACCGGAGCGCGGCCUGCACGCAUCACCAUCGCAAUCGUCUUCGGUUCCUGGUGCAACGAUACGAUUGCACUGCACGGUGAGAAUCUUCGUCGGCGGAGAACGGCGCGAACACUGCGCGGCAUCGAUUUCUCUCCUUCGUGCUGGUGAGCGCGCUCUCGGGGUGCUUUUUCGGGUUCGUGUGGAUGUGCAAGUGCAGAGCGAGGACCACGCUCAGAGAUGACGAGGAAUUGUUCAUAAUCGCACAUUUAAACGCUGGGAUUAACAGGAAGUUCCUACUUUCAAAGUGACUUCGACUUCCACUUUUGUUAUCACUUAUCACGACCUAAGGUUAUCGAGUCGAUGCACAUCCGCGUUGUGAGACAUUCGUCGACCUAAUUGGUUGCCGGCGCUGACGUCCAUCCUCGCUGAUCAUUACGCCGCCGCCGCCGCCGGCGCUGGUGGGGGAAGCAGACGCAGCGAUCGUCAGCUGGCGCGGGCAUCGCGACGCCGCGCGCCGCCAGUCUACGUCGAGCGUUCGACUCGCACGCCCGCGCUCCAUCUCUGCGCCCGGUCGCUCUUCGGCACGCGCGUGUAUCGAUCGCGUUUUGGAUUACCGCUUUUUUGGAUUAUCCCCCGCGUGGUGGCGGAGUGACCAACGUGUGACAUAACCGAGUGUGACCCGAGUGUGCACAAUCAUGCAACUGCAACUGUUCCAACAACAGCGGUGGUGAUCCCGCUCGUGUCUCGCGUGUCUUUUCGGCUGCGGUCGUCUUUUUUUAGUGGUGGAUCAACUUGAGUUUUUGUGUGUGUGCGCGCGUUAAAAUGAUGAAUUCUUCGAAGACGGUUACGAUGCUCGCGCACGUUUGCGCUGCAUUCGUGGUGAUGACCUUUGCGGUUGGCUUCGUCGCGGAUGGUGUCGCAGCUUCCUGGCAGGAGAACGUCAGGCCGAAGAUGUACGUCCAAUUAGGAGCUGAAGAUGAUGUACAUCGUUUUAUGGGGAAUGACACGCACACGGAUUACUUCCGGUUGGUGAUGCGAGACUCUGAUUCGCUCAUCGUUGGCGGAAGAAACCUCGUUUAUAACCUAAGUCUUUCCAAUUUGGUCGAGCAGCAGCGGCUCACGUGGUUUUCCAAUGAGAAUGACGUCAAGAUGUGUGUCAUGAAAGGCAAAGAUGAUGAGAACUGUCAGAAUUACAUCCGCAUCAUGGCGCGGACCAACCAGGGCAAUCUGCUGCUCUGCGGUACCAACUCAUUCAAGCCGGUGUGUCGUGAGUACGGCAUCCUGCCCGGCAACUAUACCAUGGAGAAGGAGAAGCCCGGACAGGCGGUUUGUCCGUACGAUCCGCAUCAUAAUUCCACCGCGAUUUAUGUCGACGGUGACCUCUACACGGGCACCGUGGCCGACUUCAGCGGAAUGGAUCCGAUCAUCUACAGGGAGCCACUGCAGACCGAGCAAUACGAUUCGAUGAGUCUCAAUGCGCCCGACUUUGUGAAUUCGAUGACGCAAGGUGAUUUCGUCUACUUCUUCUUCCGGGAGACGGCGGUGGAAUACAUUAAUUGCGGCAAGGCUGUGUAUUCGCGAGUAGCUCGCGUGUGCAAAUACGAUCGUGGCGGGCCACACCGCUUCCGCAAUCGGUGGACGUCGUUCCUCAAGUCCCGUCUGAAUUGCUCCGUCACCGGAGACUUUCCGUUCUAUUUCAACGAGAUCCAAUCCACAACGGAAUUGAUCGAGGGCCAAUAUGGCGACAUCACUGCCCAGCUGGUGUAUGGCACGUUCACCACACCACCCAACAGCAUAUCCGGAAGUGCCGUGUGCGCCUUCGCUUUGCAAGACAUUGCCGAUACAUUUGAGGGCAACUUCAAGGAACAACCGACGCUCAACUCCAACUGGCUUCCGGUUCAGAGCUCCAAGGUGCCUGACCCUCGACCUGGACAAUGUCACAAUGAUUCCAGAACUUUACCUGACUUGACGCUUAAUUUUAUCAAGACUCAUUCGUUGAUGGACGAAAGUGUACCCAACUUCUUUGGGCAGCCGAUUGUCAUUCGAACCAGCUUCCAUUAUAGAUUUACUCAAAUCGCUGUAGAUCCUCAAGUCAAAGUCCCUGGAGGAAAGACUUAUGACGUGUUGUUCAUUGGUACUGAUAACGGCAAAUUAAUCAAAGCAGUUAAUGGGCUUUCAGCUGAAUCUCGUAAUGGCGUCAAGCCGGUCGUUAUCGAAGAAAUUCAGAUCUUCCCGUCACAUGUCCCCGUGCGAGGAAUUAAAGUAAUUCGUAAUGAAAAGCAAGCCGAAGGUCGCUUGGUAGUGAUCGCUGACGGAGAGGUUCAAUCAUUACGCUUACACCGAUGUGACAGUUCGAAGAUUUCGAGCUGUAGCGAAUGUGUUGCGUUACAAGAUCCAUACUGCGCGUGGGACAAGCUUCAGGGCAAAUGCCGCUCUCAUGGUGCAAAUCGAUGGGGCGAGGAGAGUUUCUUCUUCCAGAGUGUUUCAACUGGUCAGCACUCUGCCUGUCCUCCGAUGAAGUCUAACAAAGAUGCUGGUUCUCCUGGCGGCUUGUCCACGCAACCGAAAUUCAACCAGGAUCAUCAAGGUGGAAAGGAACUGCCGGAUGGUCAGAUUAUCAACAUUGUACAAGACAAAGUUUUUGAGAAUAAUGAUCCUGGUGUGAGGGCAACCGAGAGCAUGCCACCUCAGUACUCGGUGGAGACUCUGGUGAUAGCCGUUGUUGCUGGCGCGGUGUCAGCCCUUUGCGUUGGAUUUAUCGCCGGAUACUUGUGCGGAAGGAAAUGUCACAAGGACGAGGACGAUAACAUGCCCUAUCCGGACACCGAGUACGAGUACUUCGAGCAGCGUCAGAACAUGAAUAGGAUCCAAGCUGAACCAAAACUACUUCCCCAAGAGGAGGUCACCUACGCCGAACCGGUGCUAGUGCCCCAACCACCGCCUAAACUGCACUCGCCGAAGAGCACUCUACGCAAACUGCCCCAUCAGAAUAACGCCGAAACACUCUUCCAGUUCCAAACGGACGGCGGCUACAACGGGCGCGACUACCGCAGCCGUGACAAUUUUGGCACGCUGCGCUCCCAUCAGGUAAGCCACAGCGCGACCGCGCACAGGCGAGCAGGCGACAUUCGAAUGUUGAAUAAGAACGAUUUCUUCGUGUAGGGCGACAACAACUACAGGCGCGGCGACGGCUUCGCGACAACACGCAGCGUGAAGAAGGUGUACUUGUGAGAAAACAGCGAGGAGGCGGGUGGCGGCGCCGCCAACGCGGCCGGUAUGCGCAGCUUACAGCGCCAGCACCGGCCCCAUCGGACGGCACCUCCGCCGAGAGACGGCAACGGCAACUCGGGCCAUUCAGCGCUGCCAACCACCAGCAGCGGCUCGUCCAGCUCCCCGUCGCCGCCCUCCUCCUCGCCAUCGCCCACACCCCCACGCACCGCCUCUUACAUCUACCGGGCGUAGCCGACGAGAUCAACCACCGGCCCCGAAACAGACAUCAUUGAGUAAGCCCACGAACGUGACCGAACAAAAUGAACAAAUCAAAAUGUCCAUAAUCCUAACUCUCACUCUAACCUCCACACGUUGCGUCAUUCUUAGCGUCAUGGUCGCUGCUCAGUGCACAUAACCAAACUUGAGCAAAUAGAAUGACGAUUCAGCAAAUGUGUCAAUUACACUCUACAUGUUGAAACGCAGUUUUAAGAUUGAUACACUUGCGCCUUGAUAAAACGUCAAAUUGAACAUUAAAUGGUAAAACCAGUAGCGCCGCAUUGGUACCAGUUACGGUGACAGAACGAAAUUCAACUUUUUAUAGCGAUUAGCGACUAGUGAGCAGUUUGUGUUAGGCGAACACAAAAACAUCAAACUAGAGAGAGAGAGAGUCAGAAGGGAGUUUAAAUUGUAUUAGAUGAUGAUAAAAACGGACUAUACAUAAAAAACAUAUAUCUUUUUAAGUAAUUUGAAGAUUAAUAAGUGCUUCUUAUGGAUGUGUUAGAUAAGUACCCUUUUACUCAAAAACACCCCACGCCCACACGGAAGCUCCACAUUCUUUGCUGAAAAGGAAAACAUCCAGCAACUAGAAGUCGGAGACUUUUUCGUACAUUUUAAAUAACAUAUAGAUAUUGUUAUCAGUUUUUAGCGAUGACGCUAAGAUGUGAGCGAGCGUUUGUGAUUAGACAUGUACUAUAAUUAUGCCGUAGCCGUAUUUACAUAAUAAUAUACGCGUAGUUGACACAUUAACAGACAACUGUUGAGGUGUCCGGCCCGGAUGUGACAGAAAUCUUGCAGCAAGGUGUGAGAAUUUGGAUGUAAAGUUUUGUAAAUCUCGAUUUUUUUUUUCAAGUUUAGGCGGUUUUAGAUGGUUUUGUCACUGCAGGGUUGGACAAAUGAACAAUUUACAUACUUACAUACACGCCAGCACGUUUGAUGCACACUUAUUUCAAAGAUAUCUCACGAAAACGUAUACUCACUUAAAAUUUGAUGUGCCACUGAACUGUUACAAGACGAACGGGCCAAAAGACGAAUUGCUGAAUUCGAGCGAAACCUACAAAUUGUGCAGGAGUUGUCAGUAAUUGUGUAUCAAAUGUCCAAGAGUUGUCGAUUCGAAACGAACGAAACACAUGAAAGAUGCAUAGCUGUAUGGAAUAACGGAUAUAAACCAAAAAAAUACUUUAAAUACUUGUAUGCAAUACCUUAAUAAGCGAUCGUUCAUUAUUAUUUUUAUACAUCUCGAUGUUCUUAGCAUCUUAGGGUGAUACCAAACAAAACACACACGUCUUCAUUUAUUUUCAAUAUUCGUUCAUUUUCAUAUUUAUUCCAAUUUAUUUUCUCAUUAUCUUUUGAAACCAUGAUUCGAGUAAAUAUAGUAUUUGUACAUAUUAUAUGAUAAGACUGAGAAAGAAAUUUACGAGAUGAGCGAAUGUGCGUAGCGCAGCGUUUGAAAGCCGAUGAACGUAGGCAUCCUUGUCCAAUUUUUAGUCAGCCAUCUUGUUGUGAGACAAGCUCGUAAUUUCCGAGCCCAUACUUCCUUUCACAUAGCUGAUAAACCAAAUUUGCAAACAUUCUAUUCACUUAUUUCUAUUCAACAGAGAGGAAAACAGAAUAUUUUUGUUGUUUAUUGAAUAGGUUUUUAUAUAACAUUUGUUUUUCUAAGUUAUUUUAAGCGUUCACACGCGAAGGGGACGAUCUCAGUUGCAUUUCAACAAGCUCAAAGCUCAAAUUUGAAUUAUUUAAACAUUAAAACACACAAAUUACCUACGAGUUUCAGUUCGAAACAAAGAUUCAUUGUUAGGAUUUUAUUUUGAACCAAGUCUCUUUGUACAUCUCUAUCUUAAAGCUAACCAUCUAUUCCAAUACUAAUUAAUUACUGAAAAAACACACAAAAAUGAAUAAAAAUAAUUGUAUGUAGGACGGAAUAUAUUUCUAAAGACAUUUGACGAUGAUGAGAAGAUGAAAGGUGACGAGAACAAAACUUGUAUAAAGAUUGUAGAUAUAAUUUUAUUACAAUACUAUUACUAACAUUAUGAAUUAAUUACUUACGAAGAAAUACUAUGCAAGUAAAAACUAACUAAUUACUACCACCUAGUCAUUGCUAAUUACAUAAAUAUCGUCGCAUCUUUUCAUUACAAGAAUACAUGCAUAGAUUACAACAUUACGAAAGUAAACUACGUACAUAGCACACACGAUUUUUGUUUUUCCUCUGUUCCGACUUUUGUUCGAGGACAAAGAACAAAUUGUAAAGCGAUGCGGAAAUAGACGACGCGAACGUGCAAACAUAGAAAAGCAAGCACCUAAAUGUACAUAAGAAACAUUUUUAUACAGAAAACAAAAACAAAAGAAAUUGAUUCGCGUUGUAUAUUUACGUCCGCCCUUUUUGCAUUGUUUGCGCUGUUAGCGUAGGCAACGAUUCUAUGAAAACACGGAAGACAGAAACAGACUUACACUCACACGAAAUGUUGAAAAUUUUAUAUUAUAUAAGAAUACAAAUGCAAAAUAGUUUAUUGAUAACGAGUAAAAUACGAGUACGAAAAUUGCUUCUUCCUAUAAAGUAUAUAAAGUAAAAAAAUAAUUAAAACAAAGUAUGGAGAAUUAAAUGGUCGUUACGAUUUUCACCUGUUUCACGCGUCGUAACGCGCGUGAGAGUAAAAUGAUACCACGAGAGACAAAAAUCCUGUAAAGCUGUGUAAUAGCGUUUUUUGUAUAUGUAAUUAAGGCUGCCGCCAGUUUUUUAUAUUAUAUGAAAAUAUUAUAUUUAAUGAACGAUUAUAUUAUAUAUAUAUAAAUAUAUAUAUGAAUAUAUGAAAAUAUGAUAGAUGAUUACGAUCGCAAGCAGUCGAGCGGGGCGAAGAAUUGAAGAAAUUGAAAUACAUGAGAGUAAUCUAGUUGUA